GGUGACUGCUCGUGAUAGUAAUGCUCUCAGAAGAAUAACAGCACAACAUUGCGCAGGAGCUGCCCAGGAUUAACGCACAUCCAGCACUCUCUUCGUGUUCUUCAACACGAAAAACAAAUUUUUCUUCAUUAUGGGGGAAAAUAUGGUUAUCAUGGAUGAACUUUGCGAAAUGGAUUGCAACGUUUUGAAAAGGUUGUUGAAGGACGACAGUGCGAAAUGUCUGGUGCUGGACUGCAGAUCAUUCCUGGCGUUUAGCGCUGGACACAUUCGGAGCGCAGUGAAUAUCCGCUGUAACACCAUUGUGAGAAGGCGAGCAAAGGGCUGCGUGAGUUUAGACCAGAUUCUAUCGGGUGAUGAAGAGGUCAAAGCCCGGCUGAAAUCAGGACUGUACUCCGCUGUGAUUCUCUACGACGAGAGGACGCCCGAUAUAGACACGGUUAAAGACGAUAGCACAAUCACUCUGGUGCUCAAUGCAUUAUACAGAGACACAUUUGGAACUGAAAUAUAUCUACUAAAAGGUAAAAUUAUCACAAUGCACUUUAGGUUAUCAGAAUUAAAAACAUACCCAAUGCUGACUUUGUUUACAAGCAUAAAUAUCACAUCUGUCUCAUUAUAUCUGACAAAUGUGUUAUUACCAUGUUAUUAUUAUACUUUCUCAAUCAUCUUAAAAUUGUAGGGUAUAUGUAGUGCCGUUUUUGUAUUGCUGCACAAUUCAACCCACAAAUGGGCAUUAGGCUCUAACAAUGAGGUAAUGCGUAGAGAGCCACAUCUGGGUGUACGAGGAUGUGCCGCAGUGAGUGUCUUGUGAUCCUCAACAAUUGGUUCAUCAUCAAGAUUUCACAUCAGCAAAUGUUUACAUGUAAAAAGGUUAUUUUAUAAUGGUUAUUGUUGCAAAUUGCUCGCAAUUUCAUUAUACAAAAUAGAUUUAAAUGACGCACACGCAUUGAAGCAUGAAGUGUUGCCAGAAAAUCACACAAGAGUAUUUCUCAAUAAAUUAUUGGAAGUUAUUGGGGAAAUGCAAUUAGUAAAAAUCUAUUCAACUAUUUACUAUAUUUUCACAUUUAAUUCAGGCCUUAACCACUAGGCAUAGGCCUACCCAAAUUAUAUAUUACAUUUGAAGAAAUUGAAAUACUAAUUAUGAUUGUGUUCUAUAAUGUUUUAUGUAAUUAUUCAGAAAUAUUUAAUUUGGUUGUUAUUGAAAAAAAUUAUGAUCUGUAGGCCUAUUAUGCUAGGUAGGCCUAAUUAGUAAAUGAUACAGUAGUUUGUUAACGCAGAAGGUGCGCUAUUAUUUUGUGUUGAGUGUGGCCUGUGAUUGGAAUAUCCUGAUGUCUAACGUUAAUCUCUUUUCACAGGGGGCUAUGACACAUUUUUCACGGAGUAUCCCGAGUUCUGUUUGAAGACCAAAACGUUAUCUUCGUUCUCUACCCAGUCCAGUUUGGACUCCUGUUCUUCCUGUGGAACUCCACAGACGUUGCACCAUGACCAGGUAAAGAAGGGUACCUGUUUAUCUCGGUGACCGAGUUUGACUGAAUAUGUGGCAUUGAGUGAAAUACUAGGGGACUCGUAAGUUCUGGCCAUCUACUGGUUUCCGGGCUCGAUAAGAGCACCAGUUGUGCCUCCGUUUUUUCUCUCCCUGCUGGAAGGGGUGGUAGGCCUGUGUUUGACGAACAUUGCCCCGGCCUACCUUCUCUAUGCAUAUCUGUUUUACAUAGGCCUUAUCGAUCAUUUCUGCCGUUUGAAGCGGGGCCCAUAUCAGCAAUGACAUAACAGAGCCCAAUCAAUAAGCUGUUCAGAGAUAAAUAACCUGCUGGAGUUAAAAUCAUUGUCAUUGGUGAUUGGCCUAUAUUUUAUACGAUCACAUUUCAGACCCCUAUUGCUGCCACCUUUCUAUUAAAAUCAUGCACAUAAAAAGUGCACACUGUAAAUUGUAUUUAUCAGAACCUUUUUAUUUAUUGAUGAUUUUAAAUUGUCAAUAGGCUGUUUCUCCAGUCCUAUUAAUUGUGUUACUUUGUGAUGUUUGAAAAAUACAUUAUGACUGUAAACGUGCCUCUAUUCUCUCUUGGCUCUGUAUUAAUGCCCACUUUGUCUUCUCAAUGUUCCAGGCUGGUCCAGUGGAGAUUCUUCCCUUCUUGUACCUUGGCAGUGCCUUCCAUGCCUCCAAAAAGGACAUGCUGGACGGCAUGGGCAUCUCGGCCUUGCUCAAUGUGUCCUCUAACUGUCCCAACCACUUCGAGGGGGUCUACCAGUACAAGUGCAUUCCUGUGGAGGACAACCACAAAGAGGACAUCAGCUCCUGGUUCAUAGAAGCCAUUGAGUUUAUCGGUAAGUUUCAAUUUCUUAGAAGAAUACAUAGGAUAUAUCCCAAAUGACACCCUAUUCCCUAUAGUGCACUUCUUUUGACCCGAGUCAAAGUAGUGCACUAUAAAGGGAACAGGGUGCCAUUUGGGACGCAAACUAAUACAUAUUCUUCAUCCUCAUCAUCAUCAUGAGCAGAACGAGAAUUACAUGGUCCAGCUGCAUUAUAGCUCAGUAGAAUGUUAAUUUGGUCAUGUGAUGGAAGGUUGUCUUCUUGCAGGGAAGAGAUUCUUACUUUAAUUGAUAGCUUUUCAAGAACAUGUUGUACAGAUGGCUCCUUUGGUAAUUAAUGCUAGUUUAUGAGUAAUGGUUUGAAGUAUUUUUCUAACCUGGGAGGAAUAAUGUAUUUGAGAGAACAUUUUCAUUCCGUGCCAGGUAAUAGCCUAACUGAAGGGAGAACAUUUUAGAAUAAAUAAUUGGUAAUAAAUAGCUAGUAAAUAAUGUGAGCAUGCAGAAUCUCAGUGUGAGUGUUGCCCAUGCUCAAAAUGCUUUGUUGAUAUGGGUGACGGAGGGAGAGGAGUGCUGAGCUAUAGUCAUUGGGGUCUCUAAUGGUUAGGGAUUAGCAUGAGGGAGGAUAGGAGGGCGUAGCUCCUAGAAGUUCCAUCUUGGUGGAAUACACACACUCUAUGGUGUGUCACACUCCACAUGAAAACCUCUGCAAUGUUGUGUGGAGACCCCAGUAGGCUUGGAGGUGUGUGUGUGUGUGUGUAUAAGCGUGUAUGGGCUUAAAUGCGUCAGAGCUGGCUGCUUAGGGAUCAGAGUCUGACUCAUCCACUGUUCUUGGGUGCGCCGCCGCGUUAGUUGGAGUUACCUGUGUGUGUGCACGCGAGAGAACACGACUGCACUUGUAUAGAACGGGAUACCACAUGUCUGUGUUUUAAUUAGUAUUUAUGAAAUUCUACCUAUGUAGAAAUAUGUGUGCAUUACUACUCAGAAUGGCCUCCCUGUGAUGAGGGCAUAUCCCCUGUUGUUGCUAUUUCUCAUGGUGAGAAAUGUUUAUGUAUGGAAAGGGCUGCUGUAGGUGUCUUGGAUGCAGGAUAUACUGGAAACUGUAUAUAAAAUAAAGGAAACGCCAACAUAGUGUCUUAAUCGGGCGUUGGGCCACCACGAGCCGCCAGAGCAGCUUCAAUGCGCCUUGGCAUAGAUUCUACAAGUGUCUGGGACUCUAUUGGAGGGAGGCAACACCAUUCUUCCACAAGAAAUUCCAUAAUUUGGUGUUUUGUUGAUGGUGGGUGAAAACACUGUCUCAGGCGCCGCUCCAGAAUCUCCCAUAAGUGUUCAAUUGGGUGGAGAUCUGGUGACUGACACACACACAGCUUUAUUAGAAGUGUCUAUCAACAAAGCUUAUGGACCAUGACAACAGAUCAUCCUGAGCACUAUGUAUUACCUAUCCUGUGCAUAUCUAUAUCCUGGAGUCAAUUCUGAACCCCAUAUCUCUCUGUGUCUCUCUUCAGACUCGGUAAAAGACUCUAACGGGCGUGUGCUGGUACACUGCCAGGCGGGCAUCUCUCGCUCUGCCACCAUCUGCCUAGCGUACCUGAUGAAGAAGAAGCGUGUUCGCCUGGACGAAGCCUUUGAGUUCGUCAAGCAACGCCGCAGUAUCAUCUCCCCUAAUUUCAGCUUCAUGGGUCAGCUGCUGCAGUUUGAGUCCCAGGUGCUGGCCACGUCAUGUGCGGUGGAGGCCGCCAGCCCCUCGGCAGCCAGCCUGGGCCCCAAGUCUUCCUCCACUCCCACCUCGCCCUUCAUAUUCAGCUUCCCCGUCUCCGUGGUAGCACAUGGCCAGCCCAGCAGCCUGGCCUACCUGCACAGUCCAAUCACAACCUCGCCCAGCUGCUGAUGCCCCGCCCCCACAGACAGAUAUUGACACUGAACUGACCCGGGGGGCUCCUGUCAGCCCCAUUCCUCUCACUAUCCAGGGCAGAGAGAGAGAGAGGUUCUCUUCUCCUAACUGGUAUAAGCUGAAAGGUCCAUUGACAAUUAAAAACUGAGGGUGCCUAUGCUGCUGCCUGACUCAAAAAACUGUAUAGAAUAUGACACACAUACUCAUCACUAUUUAAUGAACAUUAAAUAAGCUUUUUCUGAAAACAGGCUCAAGAAGAUAUGCAGUUCCCCUGGUUUAGUGCGAAGGAUGGGGCGGCAGACUUCUAAGUUGCAGUCCAUCUCUUUCAUUUCCUGUGGAGUUUUCCAAAGCCUCUCCAGUCUUGCUGAGAGGGGUGAAUGGCCGUGUGCAGAGAUGCAGAGAAAACGAAAGAGCAAAGAGGGGAGGAGGGGGAAAGAGAGAGAAAGAGCGCUCAGUCAUUUAGUGGCUUCCUGAUGGAGAGCAGGAGGCUCUUCAGUUGUGACAGGUGCUCUACUAGCGUCCUGUCCGGCUUCCUGUCCCUGACAUCCCCAUCCUAUCUCCCAUGCACCCCCUCCUCUCCUCUCUUCUCCUGGAGUAGGACUGCUGAUGAAUGACAGAAUAAAAGCGCCCCCCUUGUGCAGGAGGAGAGGCCGUUGAGAUAAAGAGACUAGCUUUCUGAGACGGUGCCAAUUGAACGUCUGAGCCCUUGCUACACAGCCGGGCAACCCCUGGUGUUCCAUGUAAUAGGCUCGGUCAGAUGGACAGAUAUGCUUUUGAGGGGAAAGUUAGUUUUUUCUGUUUUAUGGUCAGUGCCUUGUUCAGAAAAGGUAUAGGAUGUUUUUUCUGGCGCUUUUGGAUGUGCUCAAGUACCCCAGCGUCUUUUCUUUUCAAACAGACUGAGGCAGAUAAACUGGGAAAUCUCUACACAACAAUAACGUUUCAAGUCAACACUGCAAUACAGACAAUGUAUUCUCCCCCAAGUAGAGCAAUAAUGCGUUUCUCUCUCUUCCAGUUGCCACCAAAGCACUACAUUGUGUUGUGUAUUUCUGAUCAUGUUUUUAUGUGUAUUCGUUUAUCGAUACAGACAGGAUAUUUGAGAAGUGUUUUUUUGCCUUACCAAUAAUAAUUGUUUUAAUUCUCAAGAUAAGAAUGUGUCGUUUUUCAUCCAUGUAUGGAGGCAUAGUGUUGUCUGUUACAUAGGUACUAUUUCUUUCCAGACCAUAUAUCUUGAUUGGCCUAAUGCUUGUUGGAGGAGGGAGACUUAAUUGGGAACUGACCUAUGAACCUGUUGUUGACUUGUUUUUUUGUCUUAUCACUGUUACUCCACCAAUGUCUAGUAGAUCCAGUCUACUUUCUAAUUGGGAUGAUUUCCCAGCUACGCACAAACACCCCUAAGAAACAGACACUGGGAUAUCAGACCACUGGGAAAAGAUAAAGUAGAAAAGUGCUUGUGUGUGCUGCCACUGGACUGACUCCUGUGAAAUGGUUCAUUGUUUUUCUUUUCAUGUUAAAGAGACAGUUCUCCAGGCGACGAUCAGAGCCAGGAGCAAAGGCUUCUGGGGA
Molecule: messenger RNA, 5758 nt
Organism: Coregonus sp. 'balchen'
Lineage: Eukaryota; Metazoa; Chordata; Actinopteri; Salmoniformes; Salmonidae
Source: the annotation of a GenBank genome assembly